UCUCUGCUCUGCCAAGAAGAAACAUGGCUGCCUACUGUUCACCGACGGUGUUUCUAUUUACGUUUGGUUUGUUAUCUGUUUUAAGACAGACAGAGGAAGAAAGAGUCGGUGUGAGAGGCUACAUUGUGUAACGAGUCAGUUGAAUGAGUCGUUAAAGUUUACUGUGAGAAGAAGAAGACAGUUUUACAGUCGUAGUAGCUGUCAAGCUGCUCAUCAGGCUGUGCUUGAUUAGCAGUUUUUAGCAUUGCUAAGCAACACAACUGAGUCCAUCGCAUAUAUAUCCGGUAAUAGUCGCUAUGUUCAGCCCCGUGAAGUCUUCUUAUUUCAGAGUCAGCCCGGCCAUUGUCAACAGAGAGCUCGGCAAGACCAAGAUGAGAUAGCAAGAGGGCAUAUCAGAGUGAUUUGAACUAGGAGGCCACAGCAUACAAUACAGAAUAAAUCACUCAAACGCAGCAUGUUUGGGAAUCUUUUUGAGGAAGAGGAGGAGGAGGAAGGCUUCUCUUCGACUUCUUCCUCCAGAGUUGCAAAGGGAAAGGGGGGAAAUGAGCCACCUCCACCCAGAGGAAGAAGCAAUCUGUGCGGCAUCAAGAACCAGGGAGGCACCUGCUACCUCAACUCUCUGCUCCAGACCCUGCUGUUCACACCAGAGUUCAGGGAGGAGCUGUUUAGUUUGGGGGCAGAUGAAUUAGGAUGCCUGGAAGACAAAGAGAAACCAGGGGCCAAAGUCAGAGUGAUCCCACUGGAGCUACAGAGACUGUUUGCCAGUCUGCUGCUGGUGGACCAGCAGAGCGCCUCCACUGCCGACCUCACCGAGAGCUUCGGCUGGAACAGCAGCGAGGGAACCAAUCAGCAUGAUGUGCAGGAGCUGAACAGGAUUCUGUUCAGUGCGUUGGAGCACUCUCUUGUGGGCACCACUGGUAGUACUUUUAUCCACCAGCUGUAUCAUGGGACCAUUGUGAACAGCAUUGUCUGCAAGGAGUGUGGUAACGUCAGCCAGAGACAGGAGGACUUCCUGGACCUGACGGCGUGUGUUUGUGGCGUGUCUAGCCUGGAGGAGGCUUUGUGGAACAUGUUUGUGGAGGAGGAGUUGUUUGAGGGCAAUAACCUGUACCGCUGUGCACAGUGUGACAGGCUGGUCACUGCUGCCAAGUCUGCCAAGCUGAAGAAGCUUCCUCCAUUCAUGACCAUGUCGCUGUUGAGAUUCAGCUUUGACUUUGCCAAAUGUGAGCGAUACAAGGAGACGGGACGCUACAGUUUUCCCUUAACCAUCAACCUACGGCCAUUUUGUGAAGAGACUGAUGGAGAGGACUCUGAUUACUGCUACGAGCUGUCCUCUGUGAUCAUCCAUAAAGGCGGCUGCUAUGGUGGCCAUUACCAUGUUUAUAUCAGGGACAUUGACCAGCUUGGCCAAUGGGAGCCGCCGGAAGAGGAUUGCAAACCCAAGACUCAGAAGAAAGUCAAGGAGGAGGUCAAGCAAAUGUGUGAGCCAAAACUACAAGAGGAUGAUCCUUUGUCUGUCAUCACUGUUAUUAUUGCCCAGGAGCCAUCAAAGAGCAUCCUGUCGGACCAGCUGGGACAGAAAAUCAUGGAUAAGAUUGGUUCAUCUUGGAGCAAAAAGUUCAGAAAACACUAUGGUCCCAUAGGAAAGUUCCUGCAGUCCCACAGUGAUGUUUUCAUGUUGGUGUCCAGUGGUACUCGAGUGGCACUGAAGGCCAACCCGCCAAGCCCCGUGACUGAGCCCCCCGGCCCAGCAGAGCAGACCACUAACUCUGAUCCUUCAACACCUUCAGACCCCGGAGCUGCUGACCAACAGCCAGGACUAGACCAGAAGCCACAGUCUGAACAAAAGCAGGGUAGCCACUGGUUUGACCUUAACGACUCCACGGUGACCUCCAUCAGGGAGUCUGACAUAGAGAAGCAGUUCCAGGGCAAAGAGAGCGCAUACAUGCUGUUCUACAGAAAAACACAGCUGCACAGGCCCAGUGAAGCUCUGAACAAUCCUCAAUAUAAAGUUCCUCUUAACCUCAUCCAGAUGGCUCAGGAGGAGAACAUCAAAGUGCAGAAAAUGCGCGAGGAGUUUGAAGCCACUAAUAACACCGUGGAGCUGCGUCUCCACCUGGCACCCUCUUAUAGGCUAGAAAAUGGAGCCCUGCAACCAAACAGCAAAGAGCAGAACGGGAGCACCACUCUGAGUUUUGACCGUAGAAAGACUGUGGGAGAUCUUCGCUUAGCUAUUUAUCAGAUGCAGGAACUCUGGGAAGGGGAUAUGGCUCUGACUGUGGCCAGGAGUCUUCCUGCAGGUCUUCACCUCUACAAUACUGUCACAGAUGACAGUGUCUCCCUGUACAGUGCAGGCAUUUGUACAAACUCUGACCUGUUUGUGUGGAACGGCAGAGAGGUGUGUGGUGCGACUGUUCUAAUUGGAGCUGAGUUUGAGCCGGUGCUGCUGAAUGUAGUCCGUCCCUUUUUGGGGGAAGAUGGGGAUCAGGAGGUGGAGGAUGGGGCGGAGUGUGAGGAUGGAAGAGGAGAUUUUGAAAAUGGGGGGCCGGGGCUUAAAAGGGAGGCCAGAGGGUUUGCAGGUGCUGCGACUCUCUGCGAGGUGAGGGAAGCACUGGGGGAGCCUGAGGAGAGUCUGCUGUGCCAAGAGCAUAAGGGAGGAAAGAGGGGAGAGCAGGGGGCAGCAGAGGGAGGAGGGGCAAGCGGAUGGAGGGUGUUCCCCCCCGAUGACAUGCAACGGACGCUCAAAGAGCUGUCGCUGAAAGACGGAGACGCGCUGUUGGUGCUGGAGCCACAGUCCUUCGACAGCAGCGUGUUCACUCUAAACGGAGAUGUUGUCACUGUGACUACCCCGUCUGACUGCCGCUGGCUCCAGGUGGAGUUUCGACCACAUGGAGGAGGAGGAGACGGGGAGCAAGAAGAGGAGAGGAGGAAGAUCAAGGUUCCAGCUACAGGAAAUAUGCUGCUGUGUGAGGUGAAACAGAGGGCCACAGAGGAGCUGCAGCUACAGGAGCAACCCCCAGGUGCACAGUGCUGUCUGAGACAGAUGGACUGCACAGGGAAACUCCUUCCUCCAGUGUGUGAGGAGUUGAGUGUUCGGGAUGCAGGGGUGCGACUCAUGACCACACUAACUCUCUGUCCAGGAAAAGCCCCCAAGGCAUCACAGCUUUUCCUGCCCUUCUCUGUGGGCACGGCGCCCUCUGCUGGCAUGGAGAUGGACAUAAUUGUGGAGAAAACUUGUACUGUCAAAGAGUGUCUAAAGGCAAUGCUGGAUGCUGUUGGACUUGAUGGCACCUGUUGGCACUUAAGGAGGCUCGAUUGGUGUGAGGAGGUUGGAGAGCCAAUUAUGGAUGAGGAUGCUUCUCUGUCAGAGCUGAAGAUUAACAAUGGAGAGACAUUAGUCGUCACAGAAGGACAACUUCCUCCGAAGGGUUUUCUCAAGUUAUCUAUGUGGCUGUAUCUGGCUCCCCAAAACAACUCAGCAGCGGUUUCCAUGGAUUUUAACCACACUAACAACGGCCACACUGAGGAGCAAAUGCUGGAGGUUGCGGCUGCAAGUGAAAGCUACUCACCUCCUCUGUGUGCCGGCAACAUAGAUCUGAUAAGUGCAGGACAGGUGGAGAUAUCAGACGAGGCCACCCUGGAGGAUCUCAAGACUCAGGUGUUGACACUGCCUGCACUUCAGGAAGUGUGUGUGCCGACCACUGCGUUCAUGCGUGUGUGGCAGCUUGAGGGACGGAGGCUGGCGCGUGUCCUCAGAGGACAACAUCUCACACUCAAGAAACUGAAGCUGUCCAGUGGUAUAGACCUUUGUGUGCAACAGCUACUAAAAGAAGAAGAUCUUGGUCCUAAAGAUGUGAUGCUGAAUGUUAAAAUGGGAGUACCAGGGGAGAGGGGUUACUACCCUCCAGAGGAACUGGUUUGGGAUGCAGCCCGUGACUCUUCUCCUCGGUCUCUACGCACUUGUCUGGCUGCACACUACGGCCUCUCCCCCGACUCUCUGCUGUUGGCCAAACACCAGCCGGACAAACAGACCUGGGAGGAAAUCUCAAACUGGGACUUUUACGUACAGAGCCAGCAGUUUUCCAAAAAGAAAAAGAAGCGAAAGGCGGAAUCACUACUGGGAGCACCAUUUCACCUCAAAGAUGGCGACACAAUCGGCAUCAAGAAUCUUUUGAUUGAUAACAACAGGGAUUUCCUCACCCUGGAGGACGAAUGGGGCCAGCAGAGGCUCAGAGAGCAGGCAGAGCAACGCAGGAAAGGAGGGCAGGCUGCAGGCUCUGAUGGUGUCGGACCACAGAAGAAGACUGGACUGACCAAAUCCAGGAAACCAGAGGUAGCGCUGUCAAUCAACGUUGGGGUAUUCAGAUAGCACCCUGCUCCCAUGGGUGCAUGGACAAAUCAGAACUACCUAUAAAACACACACACACACACAGAUGCCAUGAUGCAAUUAGGACAAUCCACUUGACGUCAGUCUUGUGCCAUUUUUUUCUUUACUGUAUUUCUCCGCAAAUCUUUUAAAACUGCCUGAAAUGGAUCUCUUUUGUUGACGGGAAUAGAAGGAAUUUCCUUUUGGAAAUUUGAUUUGCUGUUUUGUAACAACUGACCGUAAUUUGCGUUAUUUUUAUACAAUAUUACUGGAUUCCUUAUUAGAUGCUGGUCUUGCUUCCUCUCUCUACAAGCUUUCUGAAUUACAACCACCACACAUGCCCUCUAUUUGAUUAAAUUGCCGUUUUAUUUUAUUUUCUGAGGCAUAUUUGAAGACAGUUUGACCUUCAGGAAAACAGAUUUCCUGCAUGAAUCGGUAUUUAAGAGAACCAGAGAAAACAGUUUCUACUUCAAGUGUUUUUUUUUUGCUAUUGAAGGCUGGCAGUUAUAAACUGACUCUUGUGCAAACUGGAGUUUCUAUCUCAUAUACCGUUUUGUAUAAACUAUAGCAAUCAGGGUGAAAACAUACUUGUAGCCACCCGCCAGUGGCUGUAAAUUGUCAGCACAUCAAGCCAUUAUAGUAGGAUAUAGUAGGACCACCAUCAGGUCUUGUUGUUGCUCAUAAGGUGUUUGCAAACCGGUCACUGUGCACCGAGAACAAAAGCGUUUAUCUGGAUCAUGGGCUUGUUUUGGGUUGAUAAAAGAGAGGAGAGAUAGGCCUUAAUGUGGAGAAGCCUCGGUGCAGCUCUGUCCUCCCUACCUCACUCUCUACCUCUCUCAUUCUACCUCUGCUGCCACAUCUGUUUUCACGCCCCCACAUCUGUUAGAAUCAACUACGGUUAAAACAGUAUUUCAGUAACACAUACUUUGAUCAUUUGGCUCUGUGCAUCUCCCACUGAAGGUGUGACAUGACACGUUAACUGUUAAAGUGUAGAUUGUCAGCCUUUGUUUACUUGUAUUCAUAGUUGAUGAAUGGUUCCUUUAUUGGACAUCCUCUUUAGAGCUGACAAAUCAAACAGACUGUCUUCACUUUCACCUCAAUCUAUCAUAUACACAUUCAAAGGAAUGACCGUAUGGAGCCAAACAUCAUUGGGUUAUUAACCAUCUAUGAUGCCGGAUGAAUUUGCUGCUCACUGCUGCUCAAGAAAUAUACUGUAAAACAUUCAAAAAUCCUCGCUGCCACUAUUUUCCUUCAUUAUUUCAAAGUAAAGAUCCCUGAGUUGCUCCAUGAGUUUUCAUCGUGGAACAUUUAAUGUUUCAUUUGCAUGCACUAUAUAAUAUGUGAACUUCAGGGAAGUAAAAAAAAUAAAAAUAAUUCUUAUAGAUAAUUUAUUUGAAAAAAAAAGUGACAAAAUAAUUUUGUUACUGUUUGAGUUGUGAUAUGUUUUUUUUGGGUGGAAAUCUGAUUUUGUUAUACAAUAUUUUUUACGCUGCUUGCAGGUUUUGUUUCAUGUAUUAAUCUGGCCUUGAUCAGUGCCAAGAAUUUGCAAGUAGCUUUUUUUUUUUUUUUUUACAAUAUACUCAGCAAUAGUGAAAUUUCACUUAUCAUUUAAUAGUGUUAUUGAUUACAUCUUUGGUGUUAUUGAUGCUCUACUGUAUGACAGUGGACAUCUAUUUGUAUCGUGUCAGAUUGUAUCUGCAGGAAAUAUUUUAUCAACAAUAAAGGUAUACAGUAGUAA
Molecule: messenger RNA, 6104 nt
Organism: Sebastes umbrosus (honeycomb rockfish)
Lineage: Eukaryota; Metazoa; Chordata; Actinopteri; Perciformes; Sebastidae
Gene: usp40
Product: ubiquitin specific peptidase 40
Exons: 31
Coding region: 455-4369 (1304 amino acids)
Biological process (GO): protein deubiquitination
Cellular component (GO): nucleus; cytosol
Molecular function (GO): cysteine-type endopeptidase activity; cysteine-type deubiquitinase activity
Source: RefSeq, a predicted model, not a curated record